Molecule: messenger RNA, 2767 nt
Organism: Paramuricea clavata
Lineage: Eukaryota; Metazoa; Cnidaria; Anthozoa; Malacalcyonacea; Plexauridae
Source: the annotation of a GenBank genome assembly
AUGACAACUGACUUUUUGCUACCCGUUGUUGAUGAAGACUUCUAUCCAGAUAUUCCAGCUAAGCUGCUUGAACAAGGGAAGCACAAGAAACUUGAUAUAAUGCUUGGUGUAUGUCAGCACGAAGCAUUCCUCUGGAACUUUGGUCAUUUGCAUCAUAAUCAAAGUACAAGUUAUUAUGUCAAUCAUUUUAAAAACUCACUUCAGUCUACCUUACAAGGUUUGUUAAAAAUAUUGUGGUAAAUGUUUAUGUUAAAAGCUGUUAAAGAUUAGGAAAAUCCCCAGGGUCCCAUAAUGGUUUUAUAGAUUGCGGGCUCAACGCCAGAAACAAAUUAUUUACUCUGGAGAUACAAAUAUAGCAAUAAAACAUUUUAAGCUACGUUGUAAAAUUAACCAAAAGUAUAUUCCUAAUAUAAGUAGGCCUACUAUGAUAAGUGUUAGACAGUAAAUCAGAAUAAUCAGAAUAAUUCUAAUGGCUUAAUGGAUUUAUAUUUUAUUCAAAAGGUUUCUCCAAGAAUGCACUAAAAACAGCAAUGGACUUGUAUUUGCCCGAAUGCACACCUAAUUUUAUCGAAGCCUUGAGACCAACCAUUGAAUUUCAAACAGACAAAUAUUGGAGCUGUGAAACAGCAAAACUCGCUAGAAGCUGGUCUACCAGAUCAGUUGGUAGAACUUAUUUGUACAGAUUUUCAUAUGCUCCUCCACUGGAUCUCUUGCUUUACUAUCCUCAAGGUUCAUUUGGAUUUGCAGCUCAUGCAGCUGACCUCGUGGUGAGUAUACAAUAGGAGUCAAUCUGACCAGAUUCACUUAUCCAGAGGUACAGGAAGGAUGGGGGUGCGAAUUCCCAACCUGUGGCCAAGGGUGUAUUUUUAAAAUACAAAUUUAAUUAAUAUCAGAUCCAUUUGGAUGGGGAUUUGUUAUGUAAUCAUCACACAAAACAAAAACAAAAAAAACAACUGACCUUAAGGUACAACUUUAUAAUGAACUUGGAUGAAUAAAUCAGUUCUACUUGUGUUCAGCCGACAGUUUCCUGUGAGUAGGUACAGUUCUUUUUAUGGUUAGUAAUAUUUUGCUAUUUUUACCUGUGAACGCAUAAUAUUUGACCAUCUAGGAUUCCUUAUUAUUUAUCCCAUUAAGUUGCAUUUUGCGCCCUGAUGCGCCCUACUUUAUCAGUUUACUCUGUCUAACGCCAAACGAUUUUACUCGUCAAGGGGAGAGUCCUGGCGCUCAAUUGCUUAAUUCGACUAUCUGGUCAUGUGUCCUGUUAUCCCAUUAAGAUAGUUUAAGAUGCAUCGCGCCUUAAUGCGUCCUACUCUAUUAUUUUACUCCGUUUAACGCAACCACACAAAACGAUUUUACUCGUCAAGGGGGAGCGAGAUUUCUUUAGUAAAAGCAUCUAUCCACUGAAUGUCCAAUAAUUAUUUUUUGCUGCAUUAUUUCAAGGAAUUUAAGCAGGAAAAAUGAAUUGCAUAUUCUUUUUUCGCUUGAAUGCAGGGAAUUAAAACGUAUUUCCAUUUUCAGGCAACAUUUGGAUAUCCAAUUAAAAACAGACUUUUUCCAGAUGAAGAUAGAAUCUUAUCAUCUCGUAUGAUUGCUUACUGGACGAACUUUGCAAAGAAUGGGUAAGCAAAUAAGAUAGUCAUACUAAAACUAAUAAUAAGCAGAGGUAGUAAUAUAACCACUCAGCACAGCAUUUAAGCAAUUAUGAAUCUGGCAUAUUGAGUGUAGGUAGAUUUUGGUGGCAUCAGUGAUGGUCACUGACCUGAAAACUCGAACUGGAUAGUGCAUUGGAACAAAUCUAUUGUGUUAUUAUUAAUAAUAUGUCAGAACAGGUUCCUGUAGUUUCUACAGAGACCAGAGGCCGCGGAAGCACCUCGAAAGUAAUAGUUACUGGCCCUAUCGUAGUAUUAGUGCAAGGUGUCUCGUGAAAUUUGGAUAGACGUGAGGUCGAUAAACAUUGAGGUCUUUGAAAGCAAUCUUUGAAAAACUCACUCGUGCAUGUUAUAUCCAAAUUGCACUCGAAACCAUGCUAUUACCCAUGCUAAUAAACCUCAAAUUUGUACACCUUUGAUAUUUUACAUGACUUUCUAAUAAUCUGUCCGUAUCCUGAGUAUCGACAGCAUCGUGCAGUGCAUUUCUUAUUAGUAAUUUGGGUUCUUUAAAUUAUGUAUGUGAAACAGUAAUAGUUAUUAUAUAGUUCACAUUAUUUGUACCUAUAGUGAUCCAAACGUUGGUGUAGAAAGAAUUGAAUACAACAAGAAAGAGUUUCAAAAUUUGACUUGUUGGCCACAGUUUACCAAGAAUUCAGAAAGUUAUAUAGAGUUCAAACAUCUUUAUGAAGUGGCGAUUGGUAAAAAUAUACGUCAAAAGUAUUGUGAAUUUUGGAAUGAUCCGGAGGGAUUCACACAGAAAUAAGAGAAGAAAAGUUGUUCCCUCGAAGUUGUUUAACCAAGUUUAAUAAUGAUCUGACAUAAUGAAUGCUCAUUUAAUUUUCAAUUUGAACUUUGAAUUGAUCACAAAGAUCACAAUCAACAGAUUUUGAGUAGUUUUUAUAUAAGUAAUGUUUUUAUGGUAUCGAAACUACUACUAGCACUUGUGGUUGCAGCACUUUUGUGUGACUUUUUAUAUUACAAUCUCGAACGACGUGACAAGGAUUACAGUUAAUAUUAAUGGUUAGGAGUGUUUGGACUUAGGAGUUGGGACAAUAGGAUUGAGAUAAAGAUGGGAUUAAUUAGGCUUUAUUAUUUUUAAGGAUUCUUCAGUGGUGGGG